AUUGGACAGGAAAUUGAGGUAAAAUGACGUCAUUUCACAUCAAAGAUUCCUUGUCAUACGGAACAGCAUAUAAGCAGCGUGCAAAUCGAUCAGACUGACCAGAUGCAUUAUAUAAGCUGAACAAUUAUUCUAACUUAAUUUCUCAUCUCUUUGUUGUUUCUUUUCUUAAUCAAACCUAUUUAUGCCCCAAGGUUCAUCAGCAGCAAAUGUAAUUACUAUUGGAGGAAAGGUAAUGUUGUGUUGUCGUGGUAACGCAUGAUAAAUCAAUUACUCUCUUUUCACUCUCACAUGCUCACACUAAUUCACUAAAAGAGAAGAAGUCAUUUAGAAGAAAAAAAAUACGAUUUAAGAGCAAUUAAAAACUUCAUCAUAGCAUUGUUUUUCAAGGUCUGGAAAUGCUCUAUAUUUGAUAAAUGAAGGAUGAUUGUAAAGAGCUUUAAGUACUAAUGUAAGCACAAACAUUUUUUUGUUACUUAAAACAAAAACUUGAACUGAAAUAAAAUACAAAAAAACCCUUCAACUUAUUUCAGCUAGCUGUCAAGGCAACAUUUCUCAUUUUUAUGUAGUUUAAUUUAAAGUGCUAAAAUAACUAAAAACUAAAUAAUUUUAUUGUUAAUAAUAAACCAUUUUAAAAAAUAUAGACAUAUUUAAAAAAAAAAAAAGAAAAAGAAAAAGAAAAAAAACUAAUACAAAUAACAAAAAGGCACACUUUUCACAAUUACUGAAAAUGAGUAAAAACAGAAAAUAUAAAAAUGUAAUUCAAAAUAUUAACAAAAAAUGUAAUAGUAUAUGUCAAUGAUUCUGAAAUUACACUGGCACGUAGAGAAUGUGUGGAAUAUUUAAUUAUAAAAUGUAAGUCAAAAACUUAUGUGCAGGUUUGUGUAUAUAUAUGUAUAUGUAUAUAUGUAUAUAUGUAUGUUUAUGUAUAUAUGUAUGUACAGUAUAUAUAUAUAUAUAUAUAUAUAUAUAUAUAGAGAGAGAGAGAGAGAGAGAGAGAGACACACACACCGAACUAUACACUGAUAACAUUAUGAGCACUGACAGGUGAAGUGAAUAACACUGAUUAUCUCUUCAUCACGGCACCUGUUAGUGGGUGGGAUAUAUUAGGGAGCAAGUGAAGAUUUUGUCCUCAAAGUUGAUGUGUUAGAAGCAGGAGAAAUGGGCAAGCGUAAGGAUUUGAGCGAGUUUGACAAGGGCCAAACUGUGAUGGCUAGACCACUGCUCAGAGCAUCUCCAAAACUGCAGCUCUUGUGGGGUGUUCCCGGUCUGCAGUGGUCAGUAUCUAUCAAAAGUGCUCCAAGGGAAGGAACAGUGGUGAACUGGUGACAGGGUCAUGGGCGGCUCAUUGAUGCACGUGGGGAGCGAAGGCUGGCCCGUGAGCUCCGAUCCAACAGACGAGCUACUGUAGCUCAAAUUGCUCAAGAAGUUAAUGCUGGUUCUGUUAGAAAGGUGUCAGAAUACACAGUGCAUCACAGUUUGUUGCGUAUGGGGCUGCACAGCUGCAGACCAGUCAGGGUGCCCAUGCUGACCCCUGUCCACCGCCGAAAGCGCCAACAGUGGGCACGUGAGCAUCAGAACUGGACCACGGAGCAAUGGAAGAAUGUGGCCUGGUCUGAUGAAUCAAGCUUUCUUUUACAUCACAUGGAUGGCUGGGUGUAUGUGCGUCGCUUACCUGGGGAACACAUGGAACCAGGGAAGAAGGCAAGCUGGCGGAGACAGUGUGAUGGUUUGGGCAAUGUUCUGCUGGGAAAUCUUGGGUCCUGCCAUCCAUGUGGAUGUUACUUUAACACGUACCACCUACCUAAGCAUUGUUGCAGACCAUGUACACCCUUUCAUGGAAAUGGUCCCUGGUGGCUGUGGCCUCUUUCAGCAGGAUAAUGCGUCCUGCCACAAAGCAAAAAUGCUUCAGGAAUGGUUUGAGGAGCACAACAGUGAGUUUGAGGUGUUGACUUGGCCUCCAGAUUCCCCAGAUCUCAAUUCAAUCGAGCAUCUGUGGGAUGUGCUGAACAAACAAGUCCGAUCCAUGGAGGCUCCACCUCGCAACUUACAGGACUUAAAGGAUCUGCUGCUAACAUCUUGGUGCCAGAUACCACAGGACAUCUUCAGGGGGACCAACACAAUAUUAGGAAGGCGAUCAUAAUGUUAUGCCUGAUUGGUGUAUAUAUAUAUAAAAGUAAAAAAAAAUAAAAAAUAAAAAAACAAAAAACUACAGCAGAAAUUCUGUGGCGUUCCUAUUUAUAUCAUGGUGCUCGCAAAUGACAAUGUUGGGUUUGAUUCCCAUGGAAUGCAUGCACUGAUAAAAUGUAUACCAUGAAUAGAAUGUGAGUUGCUUUGGAUAAGCAGAUGCUGCACUUUUAAUGAACUGUAGAUCAAAUGUGCUGAUGGUUCAGCUAUUAUAUUUGGGUUCCUGUCAAAAGCAGUCGCUCACCUCGGGCCCUGAGAAGAUCAGAAUAAUUAGUUAACAGGAUCUGAGAGUCUCUCUGUGGAAGCACAGCCUCUAGAGGGCUGUACAAACACAACAAACUUUACAUGUUGUGCAACACGCUUCACAUUUCCAGAUGAAUACAUCAGUUUUAACUUAAUUAUCAUGCAGUGGGUCCAGCAGUCUGAGACCACUAGAAAAUGCAUUUUCAUGACAAAUUACAUCAUAACGAUUUGUUUUCCACUAUGAUUUGAUUAUGAUCCAAAGAGCAUCUUGUGCUUAAAAUGGAUAGAUAAAUAAAUAAAUACCCUGAAAAUCUGAACUUUUGUACAAGAAGUUCACAUGGUCAGUGACAAAAUGGUGAAUCUUAAGUGGUCUCAGACAUUUUGACCCCACUGUACAUUAUAUAUACAGUCAAGCCAAAAUUUAUUCAGACACCUUGAACAUUUCAUUCAUCAUUACAGUUUAUUCACUAUAGUUUAAAAAAAAAUGGUAAUAAAAUAUGACAAGACCUCAGUUAAACUGUGUCAGAAAAAAUGAAUUAUGUCAGAUAACACUCAAGCAAAACAUUAUAACAUUAUACGUGUGUGUGUGAUGUAGACUUAUUAACUCAUUGAAAAUACACUUUAGGUGCAUUUAUAAACAUAGGCAUGCAAUACAUUAAUAUUAAAUAAUGUAAAUAUUAUGUAUUAUUGCAUUUAUUAUGUGCAUUGUUGUAAAAUGUACAUUUCUUUGUAAAAUAUGUAAAUCCAUUAUUUGUUGAGCUUGUUGAUAUAAGGCUUUUAUGACUCGUAUAGUAUAUCUUAUGUUUACUUUGAAAAAAUCAUUAAAGAUUUUACAGCAAAAAGACAGUUUUUAGAAUUCUAUAUUAAAUGGCCAUCUAAAUCAGAGGACAAUAAACAUGUAAUAGAUUGUGUACAACAGGUUUUCUUGAUCAUUUAGAUGCCUUAUAAAAGUUAUUAAUGAUACAGUAGGCUUUAUAAGUAUAAGUUUAAGCAUUGAGUGUAUUGAUUGUUAGUAAACAUGUUUUGAAUGCACAAUACCAUCAACACUUUUUUCUAGUAUGAAAUAAUUUGGUGUAUUAAUUGUUUGUCCAUCUGAUGUAAUUGUUCAGACCUCAGCAUAUAGAGUAAGGAUAGUCUGAGUGUCUGUUGUUCAGUGCCUGGAUUGUCUCUCCUUCCUUUCUUCUAACCAGGAAUCCAAUUACACAGGAUUACAAGGAUAAGAUGCCCACUCUGCAACACAUAGGGUGUAGAAAGAGAGAAAGAGAGAGAGAGGGAGAGAGAGAGAGAGAGGGAGAGGGAUGGCAGCAUAUGUCUAUAUUUCCUCAGAAGACAAACAAAACAUCUCCGACUACUGAAACAGGUAAAUUGCAUUGGAAACGGUGACAGCUGAGUCCUAGACAGCGUUCCUGCGUGACAAGCUCUUCCCAAGACUUGAGACUGGAGGUCAGAGAGCUUGUACCCUGGCCUUCUCCCCCAGGGUCCUUCCAACAAGGUGGGAAAGGGGGGUCAGCCAAACCGACCACAUGGAGGACAGGCCUCUCUCGCCCCUCUUGCUGGCCAUAUUGUUUUUGGUAACAUGUGCGAGCGAAGAUGACCACUCACUGCACACACAUCAGGUCAGUACUGCUCAGUGUGGUGAAUACAGCAAUCAGGUCCUGGAGGACGGCAUGUGCCGACUCAUGGCCACGCUGCCCCAACUGGACGACCAGCGCUGCCCGGACAUGUUCCGCUGUACAGACGAGGUUUCAUACUGGCUUCAUGAAAAUGAGGAACGCAAACAGCAGAUUCUGGCCCUGCGCGAGACAGUGUCAGAACUUCAGGAGGAGCUUCGCAACCACCGUCAUCGAGUCAAAGUGUUAGAACUACAAAGUGAAGAGAAGAACCGCAAUAAUUCAUCUAUUGAGCAGCGCUUGCAUGAGCUGGAAGAUCAUUACGCCGAGGCCACGACCCUGUUGCACAUCCAGGGCUCUUUGAUCUAUGACCUCCAGGCCCAGAUCCAUAACCUUUCCCUCCUGGUGGAAAAAGUCAGACGUAACCCUGGCUGCAUGAUCAACAUAGUCCGCACCAGCCCGCUGCUCAAUGCACAGGAAGCCCUGCAUCCCGAGGUGCAGCAUGUCAGGAACUGCCCCAUCGACUGUGCUUCCAUCUACUAUAAUGGAGUGCGUCGUUCUGGGAUCUACACCGUUGUGCCCUCACUGGGGGCCAUGCCUGUGGAAGUUUACUGUGAUAUGGACACAGACGGUGGCGGUUGGACUGUGUUCCAGCGUAGGCAAGAUGGCUCUGUGAACUUUGACCGCAGCUGGAAGGAGUAUAAAGAAGGGUUUGGAGACCUGCACACCGAAUACUGGCUGGGAAAUGAGCACAUACAUGACCUGACCAGCCAGGGAGACUAUAUGCUCCGUAUCGACCUGGAGGACUGGAGCGGGAAACACAAACACGCUGUUUAUCAGAGUUUCAGUGUGGAGGACGAGACCACUCAGUACCGUCUGCAUGUGACGGGCUUCAGCGGGACAGUGGAGGACUCCUUCAGCUGGUACCAUGACAAGCAGGGCUUCAGCACACCCGACACGGGCAACAUCUGUGCCGAGAUCUCCCACGCCGGCUGGUGGUUUAACCAGUGUUUCUACGCAAACCUCAAUGGCAUCUACUACAAGGGCGGCCGCUACUCUCUGAAGGGGAAGAACCCUCUUGGUCCGGACGGUAUCGUUUGGUACACCUGGAAAGAUUCUGAUUAUUACUCUCUGAGGAAGGUCAGCAUGAUGAUCCGACCCAAAACCUUCCGACAGCAUCUGUCACCCUGAAUCAGGCCCGACCAAUGAGCUCGGGCCCAUACGUCAACCAGCCAAUCACAGUUCUCAGAGCCACAGCGAUGUAGGAUGGAUGGAGAGAGAUAAACAUGUGUAUGAACUGGCUCAUUUCUCUGAAUGUAUUCAAGGAGGCCAUUUUUUACAGUAGGUUUAUACCAAAGACCAGAGAAGGACUGCUGCUGAAACAGUAAAGUCAGUGUUUGCCAUUCAGUCAGCCUAAUAUGUAUGUUACAUGCCUAUAUUUUAUAUACCCAUGGAUUUAAGAUUUAAAUAAACAUUUUGUUGACUUAUUUUAUAAAAAAUAGAUUUCAUUUCUGUAGAGUACAUUGGGAGAAAAGGCCCUUAUUUUAUUUUCUCUCAAAACACUAAAUAGCAACAAACACCUCACAGCAGUUUCUUAAGCACCUGGCAUCAUUGCAUGAUUACAUGAUUAAUGAUACAUUAUUUAAUCAAACAUAAGUUUGUGGUGUGUAAGAUUUUUUAGCUGCAUUUAUUUGAUCAUAAAUACAGUAAAAGCUGUAAAAAAAAAAAAAAAAAAAAGUCUUUACUGUCACUUUUCAUCAAUUUAAUGUCCAUGCUGAAUAAAAGUAUUCAUUUCUAUAAAAAAAAGUGUUUGUUUUGAAAUAUUGCAUAAUUAUGUAGAAUCCCUUACAUUAUCACAUCUACUUUGACUGGGGGAGAAAAAAACAUCAUAAAAGGAUAGUAUUUGGGGUAAAAAGUCCCAAAAAAAGCCAAAGACCAAAGCCAAAAACAUCGUGGCUUAAACAAAUUUCAUUUGUGAAAUAUGCCUGUAAUAAUAAUGUAGGUUCCUGAUGUACACUCUAAUCUACUAAAAGCAAAAAAUAAUAUAGUUAAAAAACAACUGAAUAUUUUAUAAAAUACCUGAGUUUAUAAAAAUGCCAAAAGUGAUUGAAAUAAAUGGGAAAUGAUAACCUUUGUCGAAGUGGUUAUUUUAAAUAUGUAGGACUUUUUUUUUUAUUUCUCUGCUAUUAUAAAUAUGCAUUGCAGAAUGAUUUCUGUUCUAUCGUGAGAUUAAUAAACCACAACAUCACACAGAGAGGUCUUAUUGGUGUGUAAAGCACAUUCAGACAAACAACACAUCUUUUGAGACAGACUCAUUCAUAUUCUCCAUAAAUACACAGCUGACUCGCGAGUCUCACUGGUCUGUAAACCUUAAGAGCCGACUCGCUGUUAAUAAACAGUGUUGUUAAAGUGUCACACUGCUGAUUUUCAGACCACUUUGUAUUGUUUUGUUACAAUGUCGGCAUGUAAAUGAACAAUGUGUACUUUUUCUCGUCUUUUGGCAGCUUCAGGCCUUUCAUGAAAACUACAUUUACAUUGUCUUUAGCAGACGCUUUUCUCCAAAGCGACUUACAAAUGAGAAUAGUAGAAGCAAUCAAAUCAACAUGAGUACAACAGUACGUAAGUGCCGUGUCAAGUCACAGUUUCAUCAGUAAAGUGCUCGUAGCAAGUUUUAUUUAUUUAUUUUUUAUUUUAUUUUAUUUUUUUAAAUAUAUACCCAAAUAGAUGGAAAAGUACGGAGCCCCUACGUGGUGGUGGAAAAAAAUUGGGAUGGGAGGAAAAAAAAAAAUUCAAAACUUUCGCGUUCCCCCGAUAAACUUUGCGUUCCCUCGCAAAGAUAUUAUCGUUCCCUUGCUGUGAGCUCGGACAAACACUUCCUUUUUAAUGUCCCGCUGGCUGGCAGUAGUGUUUCAGUCAGCUCCUUAUGUUAAUAAUGCACACAAAUAAUGCGCGACUCAGAGUUUGAACUUGUUGGACUCAAUUAUAAAGAAAUGCAGUCAGUGCUUAAUUAAGUCAAGGAGUUCAGUAAAGUUGCCGAUAUAUUCACAGAUUCGAACUUCCCGGAUCAAUAACUCGUGAGCUAAACGUUGUUAAAACACAAAUGCAGCUAUUUCCAAUCAUAGUAACCUAGACAACGAGCUACAACAACCCAAUUUUCUUCAAAUGUGCUUUAUAAUAUAUAAAUUGGUCUCUAUGAGCAGGCGGCGGAGAGACAAGUCUGAAGGGACCGUCUGAAAAGUGCAAAACCCCAAACCCUUUUGCUCAUUUUAUAUUAUGAAACAUAUAAAUACUCAGUAACUUCACUGUAACACUGUACUGUCACCAAAUUCAGUUAACACAUUACUGCUCUCCUGCUGGUUAUAGGUACUACAACACAGUUUGGCUAGUAGCACAUAAAGGCCUUUACACAAAUUAUGUUGGUGCGCAGCUUACAUACAACAGCUUUUGUAUGAUAAUUGCUUACUGAAUAUGAUGGCAUUACAAUUUAUUUAAUAUUUUUACUAAUAACAGUGAAGUUAUUGAUUUUGUUUCAUAAUAAAUAAUCAUAAAAGUUAUGCUUUUUUUUUUUUUUUUUUUUUUUAAAUCAAACUAAAUGUUCCAGUACAACCAGCAGGAGAGCAGUGACAUAUGAACUAAAUUUGGUGACAACACAAAGUUUCUCGGGGGAACGCAAAAGAUUAGAUUUUUUUUUUCUCCCAUCCCAAUUUUUUUCCACCACCACGUCCCUUUAGGGGCUCCGUAAAAAAGAAUAGAAAAUCGAAAAAUUAAAGUAAAAUAUAAAAAAGUGCGUGCUAAUAUUACUGGGUCAACUGGGUCAAGUGUUGACGAAAAAGAUAUGUCUUUAGCAGUUUUUUGAAAAUGGCUAAAGACUCAGCUGCUCGGAUAGAGCGUGGUAGGUCAUUCCACCAACCAGUAAGAGACCAGGAGAAGGUCCGUGAGAGUGAUUUUGUGCCCCUUUGGGAUGGCACCACAAGGCGCCGUUCACUUGCAGAACGCAAGCUUCUGGAGGGCGCUUAAGUCUGAAGUAGUGAGUUUAGGUAUAGUCGUGCAGAGCCAGUGGUUGUUCUGUAGGCAAACAUUAGAGCCUUGAAUUGGAUGCGAGCAGCUAUUGGCAGCCAAUGCAAACUGAUGAAGAGAGUUCGUUAAAGACCAGUCUUGCUGCAGCAUUCUGGAUCAGUUGUAGAGGCUUGACUGUGUAUGCUGGAAGGCCUGCCAAGAGAGCAUUACACUAGUCCAGUCUGGAUACAAGAGCUUGGACAAGAAUUUGUGUGGAAUGCUCCGAUAGGAAGGGUCUAAUCUUCCUAAUGUUGUACAAGGCAAAUCUGCAGGUAAACAAACUUUCCUAGCAACGACACAGCACUAAAAUCAAACUAGAAAAGUCACAAAAACACUUACAGUAUGUAGAUCCUGUUGCUUGACUGCUUCUCUCUAAUAAAUGCUAAAUUACAGCUGUUUAAGUACUAUAAGCUGGCUUUGGCCACGCCUUACUGACUCAGAGCGAAACGAGAACAAACGCGGCUUGCCACGUGAAUACAGUAAACAAACUUUCCUAGCAACGACACAGCACUAAAAUCAAACUAGAAAAGUCACAAAAACACUUACAGUAUGUAGAUCCUCCUGUUGCUUGACUGCUACAGAUUAUUCUUCCGUGUUUUUGUAUCCCCGCCCAUGGACGUCGGAUUGACAGAGGGUUAUUACUUAGAACAGUUAUUGUAAGAUUAGGUCUUAUUUAUUUUUCGUCAAGGUGUUCUCUCCAUAUUUUGCAGCUUUUGCCUAUGCCUACAACGCAUUGGAUCCUGCACUGGAAACCAAAAAGAAACUCAUUCACACUAAAUGUUUGAAUUCUUGCACACAGGAUCAAUACAAAUCGACAUCAUAAUGACUAAAAGUUUGCUAAGAAGUAUGUCCUACUGUAGCAGACUUGUGGGAGUGGCCUUGUACAGCAACAUGCUCAGUGCAUAAAUAAUGGGUGUUGAAAUUUUCCUACCUAUUUGGCAAAAGGAAAGAAAACAGCCUUUUUUCUUUGUUUUCUCUAGUCAGGUAGCAUCAAUUUCCUUUUUUUUUUUCCACCUUUCUACUACACAGGCAACCAAGUUUUGUUGAGAAGUACAGGUGAAGUCCUGCCUUAAACUGGUUACCAAAACCACACAGUCUAGGGGAGCUCACUAGGAUUUGAGACAUGAGAUGUGUUUGAAAUUGACCCCUAUACCCUCAUUUACUAUUCCCUAAAUUACUACACUAAUAUAGCCGAAUUGAAAAACGAAUGAGCGAAUUCAGACACGAAUGCAUUCGGCACGACCCUCACAGUGCAUUAUAGGUAUUCUCUAGCAGUUGAGUGCACAGACAUAAAUAAAUGCAUCGUCUAUGGCUGAGUGCACAUCAGCUGUACACUUGUUAUUGCAGUGUAUUAUGGGAUUGGAUGAGUGCACUCGAUAACGUUUGGACACCACUACAAAUGACAGUCCCCUUAAAUAGUGCCCUAUUUAAGGGUAUAGGGUGCAGUUGGGUUUCCUGUUACACUGCAUUCAUUUUUAGAGACACAUACAGAAAAAAAUGCAUUGCAUGGCAUACAAAUCAGUAUUUAUUAAAUCAUAAUCUCAAUUUUGUCAUUUUGUGUGCAAAAGACUUGCAAACACUGCUAUACAUAUAAAAUAUAUGAACAACUGGAAAACAUGCACCUGACGGAGUAUAAUUUCAUCUUUACGGGAUAAGAAAUUGGUGAUAAUUGCACUGAGGUGGAAGCAUCAAACUGAACACAAUCUCUGUUUGUAAUUUGGCUUUGGGGAGAGAGAAAAUAACUGUAAUGUCAAUGUGUCUUAUGGGGGGAAAAAGGACCAGCCCUCCUGAAAUCACCUCCAGAACCUUCUAAUGAAAACAACUGGAUUGCUUUUGGCUGUUACCAAAUACAAACAGGAUGAUGCAUCUGAAAGGCCGUAGUAAAGUGCAGUGGAUAAAAAGCAUGUUUGUUUUUUUUGCAGGAUCUAUACAAAAAAAGGCACAAUGAAACUAGGCUUAUAUGUAUAUGUUCAGAUCACUUGUAUAAAAGUAGUACAUUACGUCAUGUCUCUCUCAAUGCAUGUUCAUAUUUAUCUUAUAUCAAAACUAUGAGGGUCAUAUAACAGAAUGAGGAACAUCCGAAUCAACAACUAGACAUUUAUAAUAAUUAAAGCCCCAUAUAAUAUGAUUCUUUAGACAAUCUGUAGCUGCUUUUUAAAAACACUUGAACUUGGCCAGUUCUCACGCAGAAGCGUGCUUUCUGAGACGCUAUCUUUGGCCUGAGAUCGAAAGGAUAUUUU
Molecule: messenger RNA, 10333 nt
Organism: Ctenopharyngodon idella (grass carp)
Lineage: Eukaryota; Metazoa; Chordata; Actinopteri; Cypriniformes; Xenocyprididae
Product: fibrinogen-like protein 1
Exons: 7
Coding region: 3951-5228 (425 amino acids)
Source: RefSeq, a predicted model, not a curated record